This is a messenger RNA of Sphaerulina musiva SO2202, 3027 nucleotides long. Its product is annotated as DNA mismatch repair protein MutL. Bases 1 to 3027 code for a protein of 1008 amino acids. Gene Ontology annotation, biological process: mismatch repair. The record is from RefSeq and is a predicted model, not a curated record. Gene Ontology annotation, molecular function: mismatched DNA binding; ATP-dependent DNA damage sensor activity; ATP hydrolysis activity. Lineage: Eukaryota; Fungi; Ascomycota; Dothideomycetes; Mycosphaerellales; Mycosphaerellaceae. The transcript has 2 exons. Gene Ontology annotation, cellular component: MutLalpha complex.
AUGGCCACCAUCAAGGCUAUAGAAGACCGUUCCGUUCAUCAAAUCCAAUCGGGCCAAGUCAUUGUCGACCUGUGCUCGGUUUGCAAGGAGCUGGUGGAAAACAGCCUCGAUGCCGGCGCCACCUCAAUUGAACUGCGCUUCAAAAACCAGGGCUUGGAUGCCAUUGAAGUGCAAGACAAUGGUAAGGGCAUCGGACCGGAUGACUUCGAGUCUAUUGCUUUGAAGCAUCACACUUCCAAGCUUUCCAAUUAUGAAGAUCUCACCUCUCUGGACACCUUUGGCUUUCGCGGCGAAGCUCUGUCAUCGCUCUGUGCCUUGUCCAAAUUCCAUAUCUUGACAGCUCGGGCUGAAGACGGCGCCAUCGGCAAGAAGCUCGACUUUGAGGUUUCUGGAAAGCUCAAAGGCACUUCUGUGGCUGCUGCACAAAAAGGCACUACCGUCUACGUCGAGGACAUCUUCCACAACUUGCCUGUUCGACGCAGAGAGCUCGAGAAGAACAUCAAACGCGAGUAUACCAAAGUGAUUAACUUGAUGUACUCCUAUGCGUGUAUCAGUACAGGAGUACGGUUUUCGGUCAGCAAUACCAUGCCAAAGAGCAAGAAAGCUCCGGUGUUCGCGACCAAAGCCAACGCAACUACUAAGGAAAACAUUACCAACGUCUUCGGCGCUAAGACAGCGCUGGCUUUGGCCAAGCUUGACCUCAACCUCGAGAUGGCUCCUAGCAUGGGCUUAAGUACUCCAGGAGCAAAAGGUUGGUCAACCCAGGCCACAGAUCGUUCUAUGAUUGUCCGAAUCGAGGGCCAUGUCUCGAAGCCCAUAUUUGGAGAAGGCCGCCAAGCACCCGAUCGGCAAAUGUACUUCGUGAAUGGACGACCGUGUCUGCUGCCUCAAGUCGCAAAGGCAGUCAACGAGGUCUACAAGUCAUUCAACGUCUUACAAACGCCAUUCGUCCUCGCAAAUCUCAUCAUGGACACGAAUGCAUACGAUGUCAACGUGUCGCCGGAUAAGCGUUCUAUCAUGCUACACGACCAGACCGCUCUGCUUGAGACCUUCAAGUCUGCCCUAACCGAGAUGUUUGAGCAAACAGAUCAUACAGUGCCCCAGUCACAACUACCGAGUUUACCGAACCGUAACAUACCUGCAUACCAGCCCCUGACUAUCAAACGGGCCGAGCUGAAAACCAUUUCGUCGCCACAGAGCACCAGCGAGGCUACAAGCAGCGACGAUGUGUCAGACGUACAGUCUGGACAACCUCCGACGAAUGAACUACGAACAAGCUCUCCCUCGAAUCUAAUUCACAGCUGGAUUGGUCGUAACACUGAAUCAAGAAAGGCCCCGAAGCAGCAACAUUGCGCUUCCACCAAAGAAAAGGAGCUGUCCAUGAAAUUCAUGCCGGCAGCUUCCUCUCCGACUGCACUAGGAGAUGAUCCCAACGAACAAGACGAGAACCAAGCUGUGACAGAGCCACUUGAAGAACAAACCCCUAUUCCGGCAGUGGUGACGAGCUCGCAGAAAUCGACCCCAGGUUUGGUGCCCAACGCUUUUGACAGAAUGCGUCCUAAGCGUACACCUUUUCAGACUGCCGAGAUAACUGUUGGCGACGUGACAACGACGACUACCAUAGGCACAAGCCCGCCGUACAAGAAGCGCCGCACGUGCAAACCGGGCGAUUCUCAAAAAGUGGCCAACUAUGUUGCUAGUCCUUCCCUUGCGCGGAGUCUACGCAUGACUUUUGCCGCGCCCGGCUCCCAGCUGGAGGUGGAGAGCAGUGGCGUCGAUCCCAGACCGCUAACCAUGGAUGACAGGGACGGCGAUGACAAUGUACAUGCGGAGAGCCCACUGCGCUCAUCUCGUGCACUCUCAUCACAACCGCCAGCUUCGCCUGAUGCUCCGACAUCCGACCCGCUGGAUGACCUGACAUAUCUCGCAUCGGCAGACGAGGAUGAUGAGGAUGGUGAGUACAUGGACGCAGACGAAAAGAAGAUGCGAGAAGAUGAACGCGUAGCCCGAAUGAUCCAGGAGGCAGAAGAGGCUGCUGCUAGACCUACAGAAUUGAACCUUAAACGAGCAAUGCAAGCGCUUAAGAACGGUGGUAAUCGGAAAGGCUCAACACUGCAGCUAGCUACAUGUGUGCAGACCACUUCGGACAAGAUCAGAGCGCAGCUUGAUAUUCUCGCUUCGAAGUUGCAGUCGAGUACCGAACAGGACGAGAUUGAUCCGACAAGUGAGAGGACAAUCAUCGAAGACGAACUUGACUCAGCGGAAGCAGAGUCUCGCCUGUCACUCACGGUGGUGAAGUCCGACUUUGCUCGGAUGCAAAUCGUUGGGCAGUUUAACCUGGGUUUCAUACUCGCUAUUCGUCCGGGCAAGAACCUUGGAGAGGAAGAUGACCUGUUCAUCAUCGAUCAACAUGCCGCUGACGAGAAGUACAACUACGAGCGGCUCCGGCGUACAGUCACGUUGCAGUCUCAGCGUCUGGUGCGUCCCAAACAGCUUGAACUCACUGCCAUCGAAGAGGAGGUCAUUCUCAGCAACCGCGACGCUCUAAAAGCUAAUGGCUUCGAGAUCGAGACGACGUCUGACGCUACCGAGUCGGAUGAGGCAGUGGCGCCUGGUUCCCGGUGCCGCCUGUUGACGUUGCCGAUGUCCAGGGAGAAGACGUUUGAUCUGUCAGAUCUCGAGGAACUACUUCAUCUCUUAUCUGAAGAACCUCCUGGCAGUUCUGACGUUCCCCGACCAAUGAAGGUGCAACGCAUGCUUGCGAUGCGAGCCUGCCGGAGCUCGAUCAUGGUUGGCAAAACCCUCACUCAUGCGCAGAUGAAGAAAGUAAUUAAUCAUAUGGGAGAGAUGGAAAAGCCCUGGAAUUGCCCACACGGGCGGCCAACAAUGCGACAUUUGGCUGGCUUGAGCGCUUGGACUGGAUGGACGGAGGGAGAUAUGAUCGAUGACAACCAGCUUGACGCGGCGGAUGCGCAAGCAGGGCGCAAGACCAAUUGGAAGGCCUGGCUUGAGAGCCGCACGACGUAA